CUUUGCGCACGCGCAGGGGGUAGCCUUCGGGUUUUGCUGGGGCGCAAGUUAAUUCAUGUUAACGCAUCUAUACCGGAAUCAUGCUUUUUUUUCCAUAUUCAUGACAGGUUGUGCUAUCUUUAUCUUGUGUUGGGUGCGGGUGUACCUGGGUCAGUGGGCUCUGGUGCGUGUACCUUUGCACCCAACGCACCUGUGAUGAUUUGCUAUGGCGAUCAGUUCAUGUCGGUAUCACAUGACAAAGGCUCAGUGACAGCUUCAUCUUCCCUUAUUAGUUAACUUCCAUUUGUCUUCAUAAAUGGUUUUGCAGGUUUACAGAAGAUUUUGAUUAGAAGAUGGAAUCUCCUUGUUGGAUUUGCAGGUUUGCAGAAAAUCUUCAUUAGAAGAUCCAAGAUCCUUAUUGGAAUGAGGCUUCAGCGUGAUUCAUGGUAUUAAGACAGUUGUGACCCACCAACAAACUUGCAAGUGGCAGCUAUGAAAAGCAGCAGCCGCAACAGGGAUCACAUAGCUGAGGGUGAAGGAACUGGAAAGCGGCCAAAGAGAAAGUGUCUUCAGUGGCACCCACUGCUUGCUAAAAAGGCUGUUGAGUUUUCUGAAGAAGAGGAGGAAGAUGAAGAUGAGGAAGAAGUGGAUAAGGAUCAACUUAUAAAUGCAGAGGGUCUGGAGCAGGAUGUUGAGGAGACUGAAGAUGAUGAAUCAUCAGAACAUCGAGCUCGCAGACCUAUGAAUGCUUUCCUCCUUUUCUGCAAACGUCAUCGUUCACUUGUGCGUCAGGAGCAUCCUCGCCUAGAUAAUCGUGGUGCUACCAAAAUACUCGCUGAUUGGUGGGCAGUUCUUGACCCAAAGGAAAAGCAGAAAUACACAGAUAUGGCCAAGGAGUAUAAAGAUGCUUUCAUGAAAGCCAACCCUGGGUACAAGUGGUGUCCUACAACGAACAAGCCUGUGAAGACACCUUCACCGAUUGCCUCUACGAGGAAGAAACUGUGGACCUUCUCACCUGAGCCACUCAAGGACUGUUUCACAACAGAGAAAUAUCUGAAGCCUGAAGAGGUACCCCAGCUAAAUUUUGGUAUGGCAGAUCCAACACAGAUGGGAGGACUAAGCAUGCUGUUGUUAGCUGGAGAACACGCUCUAACAUCACAAGAGAUUUCAUCCCAUACAUCUUCACCUGACUCAGGUAGUCAUUUUGUACGAUCAGCACUAGAUCAUCUUACAGAGAUUUCUUCAUGUUCAUCUUCAUCCGAAUGUGGAGCCCACUGUGUGAAACCAGCAGAUCAACUUGCAGAGGUUGUCUCUCAUACACCUGUACCCAGCACUACAGACAAUGGCAAAAAUCUAACUGUGUGUCAGCAGUCAGAGGUUUUGCCAAGUUCACCACAUUCAAAAAGCCCAGAUACUUCCAAGCCAUGUGGAGCAUCAGCACUUUUUCAGCUUGCUGAGAUGUGUUUGGCUACAGAAGGAGUUAAAAUAAAGAAAGAAAAAGAAGAGACAGUUGGCUGUCUACAACUUUCUGGACAUUCAGCAGUUACUGGCAUAUCUGAUGUCAGGAACAUUAAAAAAGAACAUUUCUGCACUUCAGUCCCUUGUGCCACUGGCAUCAGCAUAGACAAUACAUUAGGACACAUUAAAACGGAGAAAGCUAAGAAAAAAAAGAAAAAAAACAAGAGCAUCUUGAAUAAGGUAGACAGAAUAAACACUAAGAAAGGUUGCAAGAAGAGAAAAUCUUCCGAAUCUGAUAUAGAAAGUGUCAUUUAUACCAUUGAGGCAGUUGCCAAAGGGGACUGGGGGGCUGAGCAGAAUGUAGAAAGACCACGAAAAAAAAUAUGCUUCUUCCCCAGUGCCAAAGGGAGUUUGUUAGAUGCAAGACUGCUGAAGAAAAGAAUAAAACCAAAGUUGAAGAAGUUGAAAGAAAAAACUUUUGAACCCAUUUAUGAGCCAACAUCACCUGAAUCUCUCAGUGUUCCCACAAGUCCACUGAUAUUAAAGUCUUUAGAAGGCAUAACGCAUGAUCCAUCCUCUCUUGGGGAGAACAGGCAACCACCUAAUGUGCUGGAACAUGUGAAAACUGAGGAAGUGGAAGACUGUAAAAAGGCAGAAGCAGGUGGUUCGCGCAAAUCUGAAAGGUCUUGCAAAGGUGCUCUUUACAAAACCUUAGUUUCUGAGGGCAUGCUGACAUCUUUGCGAGCUAAUGUUGACAGAGGUAAAAGAACUGCAGGAAAAGGUGGCUGCUCUGGCCUUGAGGGAUGUUGGAAUGAUGAGAUCUGGGUUUUUCCACAAAGUAUCGCAUGUGGUAAAAAGUUCAAGAAGUCUAAAGCAAAAGAAGAAGCAACUCAUGGCCUAGGGAAACUAGAAGAAGAGUUUGAAAAGAAGUUCAACAGCCUUCCACAGUACAGUCCAGUCACAUUUGACCGUAAAAACACAUUAGCACGGAAAAAGAAAAAACUUGGAAACAGGUCAUCAGAUCAGCAAAAAUCUGUUAAAGCCAUAGUUACACACGACACAAAUUGUGAGCAUGUGCAGAGAUACAGCAUCAGUUUAUCUUCUGGCAUCAUAGAUCCCGUGCAGUCAUUCACACAAGAGCCCUUAGUUGGCAGUCAGAAGAGAAAAGCACGGAAGACUAAGAUCACACAUCUGGUACGAACAGCAGAUGGCCGGGUGUCUCCAGCAGAAGAAGAAAAAGCAAAGGAAGUGCUACAGAUCAUUCAAGAAUCAUCAGAGACAGAAGCUGUCUCCAUUGAAGAGUACUCUAGAACCACCGAGAGCCAGCAAGUUCAUGGCAUUUCACCUGACAUGCCAACCAUGUCUGCAUUCUUUAGCCUUGCUGCUUUGGCAGAAGUGGCAGCAAUGGAAAAUGCACAAAGAACCCAGCGAUCUGUGCCACUUUCUCAUGAUGGACAGCCAAAAGAAAGAUCUCCAGUGCUCAUCUCCUGUGCUGAUCAGUGAAACUACAGUUUACUGUAGAAUUUCGCACUCUACCAUAAUAUCCUAGCCACGUCUUUGCAUUUGAAGGAUAGUCCAUAUUAUAAGUUUUGACUGCAAGCAAAAGUGACCUUGGCCGUUUCAUGUGGCUGGGAUUGUUUGAAUAAGGUGGAAAUUUCACAUAUGCCUUUCAGCUGGCACAAAGAAUUCAGAUAUUUUUUUUCUGAAUUAAAAAAAAAAGAAAUCUAUUUUUCAGACCAAGCCAGACUGAUUUCAGUGCUUUCACUUUCCACUGAAGGCUUUUACUGAAUAGGUGAUUGUUCCAUAAAAAAGAAAAGACUGCCUCUUUUGUGGCUUUGAAAUGUUUCCUGUCUUUCCAUAUGGAGUGUGUGCUGCUAGAUUCCUCCAUUAGCUAACUGAAUAACACUGAGGCACUGCACUAGUUUUUAAAUUAUAUUUUCAUUUUAUGUAUGUGAAGAAUUAUAUUUUAUGGUUUAUAUGAAA
This is a messenger RNA of Protopterus annectens (West African lungfish), 3420 nucleotides long. RefSeq names its product BBX high mobility group box domain containing (gene BBX). The transcript has 18 exons. Gene Ontology annotation, cellular component: nucleus. NCBI's taxonomy places the organism in Eukaryota, Metazoa, Chordata, Ceratodontiformes, Protopteridae. Gene Ontology annotation, molecular function: DNA-binding transcription factor activity, RNA polymerase II-specific; RNA polymerase II transcription regulatory region sequence-specific DNA binding. The record is from RefSeq and is a predicted model, not a curated record. Gene Ontology annotation, biological process: regulation of transcription by RNA polymerase II. Bases 472 to 2940 code for a protein of 822 amino acids.